AUGAGUGCAGCUAAUAAUAGAUAUUCAGAUAGUUUGAGGAUACAAUCAGCUAAAAGCAACAAUAGCAUUAGAGUAUAGUCAAUGGUAAUUAGGUCGCAUGAUAAUUUAUCACCUGAGAGAAAUACUGCUUCAAUGACAGUCUUUCCUACAUUUAAUCAUAAUUCGUAAAAGCUUAAACCCGAAUUUCCUAAGAUUGUAGAUAGCGUCAUGCCCUUAAUGUACGAUUCUACUUAUGGUAAUAUAAGCACAGGAAACAGGUACAAAUUUUAAGACAAGGGAAUGCCCAUUCUUAUUAACUACAGAGCCUUGCAAAACAAGCAAAAAAAUUAAUAAAUUCCAGUUGGUAUUUUAGUAGAAUAUUUCAGACAAUGGAUAGAGAUUAUGAAACUUUAAAUAGACAAUAUAAUCAACAAUUUAUAUGAAAAAGCAAGCUUUUACACAGAAAAAUCUAUUAUUUUAUUUGAGGAUGCCCUUGCAUACAAUUAAAAAUACAUGAAAUACAUUAUGUUGUCUAUCAUUCCAUCUCGCGCAAUACACCAAAAUCACAGUUUGACUAACGUAGAAUAGACUUUAUCAAGAUAAAAUUUAAAGCUAACCACAUGCCAACAUUGCUAUGACUUUACAUUAGAAUGCGAAAUGUACGUUGAGAAGGUUCUUUGUACUGAGAAGAUUUAACCUGAAGUAAGUGUUUAGAAAGAUAUUCGCGAUAUUAAGAAUAAAUACAAAUAAUUGAUCACUGAUGUUGAAUGCAAACAAAUAUUCUAAAAAUACACUUAAAUAUUAACUUAACACUUCUUAGAGUAAUUUGCUCAGUAAGCUGCUGUUUCCAAGAAGAUUUUUAACGAAUAUCAUGAAUAUCGUAGACAAGUUGGUAAAUUUACUACAGUAGAUUUGAUGGAUACCGAAUCAUAUGAUUAAGAGGAUGCUAUUAAUGUUUUUAGUGUUCACUUACCCAAGGGAGAUGCAAUUAUUGAAGGUCUCAUUUAGAUAGAAAAUUAUUAGCUAUUUUCUAUUAAAGUAAGGUAAUAAGCCAACGCCUACAAAGAAGACAUGGAAAAUAUAAAUCAAAAGCUUAUGGGAUCGAUGCAACAAGCUCCUUAUCUUAUGUUAGAAACUUUGGAGCAUUUGAUUUCUGCCAAAUUUUGUCUUAAUAUGAAUCUUGAAAAGGUUGAAAUGCAAAUGAUAAACUAAUUCAAGAACAAUGAACGUUUCCUCACUUCAAUCAGCAAAAAGUUGCCUUCUUUCUAGGAAAAAUUCGAUAAAUACAUGGUUAAACAGCAAGAGUUCAAUUAAAAAUGGAACGAUCUUAUUAAGUUUUACAAAUAAGAAAUAGGACCAUUUGUCGAUAAACUUAAAUAAGGAAACCCAGAUUAGCAAUUGUACAUCGAUAUUGACUCUUAGAAGUUGUUUGCAGAUUUGAAAUAAAGAGGUAAAAAGAUAGAGGAGAGAUAUCUUGAGUUAUGGAAGUUCUUAGGAGAUCUCAGAAAGGAAUUGGACAUGAAAGUUGAUUUAUUCGAGGAUGAUAAAGAAGUCAUCACAAGAGAGUUAAAUUUCUUAGAUAAAAUUACCAAGACCUCUUAGCUGUUCUAUGAAACAAUUUAUGGAUCACCAUUUUUGCUUGAUGAUCCUAUUUCUUUGAUGGAAAUCAAUGGACUUGAAACCCAAAAGCAAAAUAUUUCAAACUUCCUAAACGUGCUCUCACAUAUGUAAAAGGAAUUUGAUUAACUUAGAAAUAACAACCUUUUAGGAACUAUCUUUAAGAAGCUUACCAUAAAAGACCCUUUGAUGCAUUCUCUUAUGAAAAAGAAACUAGUUAAUCUCUUAAACUAGAUUUUGAAAUAGCCCAGCUUAGAAACAAUUAAAGAUAAAAUUGAAUAUUACAAUAAAAUCGAAGCAGCUAUAGAAUAAACUCAAUUAAAGGAGUCUACUCCAUAAUAGCUGAGAGACAGACUAUUCAAAUUAAUAAGAAACAUGAUUUAUUGUGAAUUGAAACUAACUUUUAAGUAUGAAAUGAUCCCCUAGAUGAAGGAAAAACUCCAAAAAUCAAUAGCAGACGUACUUAAUACAGAUAUUUAGGCUGAUUAAAAUGAAUAUUUCUAAAAAGCUGUCUAAGUUUGCUAUGAAUAAAUGGUCGAAUUGAAGGGUCAUUUGCAAAAUUUCAACUACCCAGAUUUUUUGAAUCUUUUCAGCGAAAUAGAACAUAUAAAAAAUAAUUUCUAGGUUUAUAAUGAUGUUAUUGGUAAGUAAAAUCUCCACAUUAAAAUUGCAACUUACAGAGAGAUAAUAGACAAAACUUAUAAAUAUUUCUUCUAGUUAUAAAACCCACCAGUUUAUAAUGUAUUGAGAGUUGUUGAGAGUUUCUUAGAAGAGUUAAAAUAGAACAUAGCUUUGAUUGACGGAUUUUUGAAAAAAAAUUUCCAAGGAUUUGAAAACUUAAGCAAGAUCCUCUAAAAUUAAAAGACUAUUUUACUUGAAAUAUAAAAUGAAUACUCAAAUUUCUAAAAAUAAUUAAGUUAAUGGGUAAUUUUAAAUCCUUCUAACUUAUCAAAAGUAAUCACACCAAUCAAAAACUGGCUUAUCCAUGUCCAUUAAAAAGUUUACACCUUAGACAGCAAGAAGCUUAAGGGCUCAACAAUCUACAUGAAUACUUGUGAAGAAAAGGAGCCUAUCCAGGGAAUUUAUGAUAAAAUCUUAAGAAAUAGAUACUUCGGUAUUAAAGGAGGUAUGAAUAAGAAUGAAUAAGAAAAGCUUAAAGAAAAUUUUACUCCUUAUAAGUAAGAAAAAUACGAAUUAGGUAUUGACUGGGACUAAAAGCCUAAAUAAACAAAGUUGCUUCUUGAUAUAGCAAUUCCCUUUAAGUCCUUUAAUUAUAAAAUACAGGCAUUAAAUGAAAAUAAUUAACUAGUUACAGUCUUAGAGAAGACAGGCUAGAAUGAUAAUGUAUACAAGACAUUGAGGGAUGAAGUUGAUAUCGAAAUGCAUGAUAUUUACACCACAAUAGUUGCAGAAAUUACAGCAAUUGAUGAAAAAGGAUUCAAAAGAGUUUAAUAUACAAGAGAGAUAGUUGUAAGCAGUUUGGAAAGAGAGACCAAGCUAGUUUUAAAUGAAUUAGGUGUCUAAUUCCAAAAGAACGAAGAAUGGAAAAUCUAUGUUAAAAACUUUGAAAGUAUCAUGUGGACUCCUUUAAUCAAGAUUGGAGAAAUGAAGUAGGUUGGAAAGAAUGGAGAUAUUUUUAUAGAUUUUAUUCAAGAUGUAGAUGUGAAAUAAAAAAGUUGGUAGAAUGUAGAGCUAUCUGAAUAUUAAUAUGGUUCAUUUGAAUUCACUAUUUCACAUGCUAAUAAUCAUUCUGCUAGUAAAUACAUAUAUUAUAUAAUUAUUGAAUGCGAUGGUUGUGAAAAAGACUUGUAAACACAAGACCACAAGAUAUUUUUGAGUGGUAAAACUCAAAAUCUUCCAUAGGUUUUCACAUACACAAUGGCAGAUACCUAAGCAAUGAGAAGAGAAAAGCCUAUAUGGAUGCUUGGCUAUAUAAAAGAAGGAAUAUAUUUUAAGACCAAUGUUUUCGUUAGUAGAACCGAAGUUGAUGAGCACCUUCAAAAUAUUUUCAAAUAAGACGUUUAAUAACAACAGGAAAAAUAACAAUGA
Molecule: messenger RNA, 3645 nt
Organism: Tetrahymena thermophila SB210
Lineage: Eukaryota; Ciliophora; Oligohymenophorea; Hymenostomatida; Tetrahymenidae
Exons: 13
Source: RefSeq, a predicted model, not a curated record